Musa acuminata subsp. malaccensis (wild Malaysian banana) is the source of this 3030-nucleotide messenger RNA. RefSeq names its product transcriptional corepressor LEUNIG_HOMOLOG. Gene Ontology annotation, molecular function: protein binding; transcription corepressor activity. Lineage: Eukaryota; Viridiplantae; Streptophyta; Magnoliopsida; Zingiberales; Musaceae. The record is from RefSeq and is a predicted model, not a curated record.
AACCGAGCCACGAUCCGAAGCUUCUCGAACCUUGGUUUGUGAGAACGAAGCGGGAGCUCGAGCCUCCUUCGAUCUCUCACUCUUGCCGAGGCAGGUUGAGAGGGCGUCUCUCCCGUCUAACGAUUGUGGUGUCCUGCCCCCGAUCUCGAGCGCCCAUCUCGCACCCAUCGACUCUGGUCGCCUCGAGCUCGGAUCUCGGAGAAGAACCAUCCGGAACUGCGGUGGGUCGCAGUAGGUGUUGGGCUGAGUUAUGUGGGUUUUGUUUUGUCGAUUGUUUUGGAUGAUGGAUCAUGCUGUAAGACGAGUGGAGUAGCGCUUUUCUGGUGGUGAGUCGAGCGGAAUAUGGCGCAGAGUAAUUGGGAAGCUGAUAAGAUGCUUGAUGUCUAUAUUUAUGAUUAUUUGAUGAAGAGAAAUCUGCAAACCACUGCAAAAGCUUUCAUGGCUGAAGGGAAGGUUGCAGCUGAUCCAGUAGCAAUUGAUGCUCCUGGAGGAUUUCUGUUUGAAUGGUGGUCAGUCUUUUGGGAUAUCUUCAUUGCAAGGACAAAUGACAAGCAUUCUGAAGUUGCAGCCGCAUAUAUAGAGGCUCAACAAAUCAAAGCAAGGGAACAUCAGCAACAGUUACAGAUGCAACAGUUACAAUUGAUGCAACAGCGACAUGCUCAGUUGCAGAGAAAUAAUCCUACUCAUCCUUCGCUUAUGAGUCCUGUAAAUGCUGUAAAUUCUGAUGGCAUUUUAGGACCUUCAACUGCUAGUGUCUUGGCUGCCAAGAUGUAUGAAGAACGUAUGAAGCACCCACACUCAAUGGAUACUGAGACAUCCUCGCAGCUUCUCGAUCCUAAUAGGAUGGCCCUUCCUAAGUCCGCAACCACUCACGCUGGGCAGUUAAUCCAAGGUAAUCCAGGGAGUAUCUCUGCAACAUUGCAGCAAAUUCAAGCUCGAAAUCAACAGACAGCUGACAUUAAGAUGGAGGGUAAUUUGAAUAUGCCUCAAAGAACUUUGCCCAUGGAUCCAUCCUCGAUAUAUGGACAGGGCCUUAUACAGUCAAAGUCUGCAUUAAAUGUUGCAGGACUGAACCAAGGUGUCAGUGGUUUUCCAUUGAAGGGUUGGCCUCUAACUGGUAUCGACCAGCUUCGGCCCAAUUUAGGUCCUCAAGUGCAGAAGCCUGUUAUAUCUGCACCAGCUCAGUUUCAGCUUAUGUCACCACAGCAACAGCAACAGUUCCUAGCACAAGCACAAGUACAGGGCAAUCUUGGUAGUUCUUCUAGCUCUGGAGAUAUGGAUCCUCAACGAUUUAGGACAUUGCCUAGGGGUAGUUUAAGUGGUAAAGAGGGCCAACCCACUGGAACUGAUGGGUCAAUAGGUUCUUUGAUUCAGUCAACCUCACCAAAGAUCAGACAGGAUCAAGCUGAAUACAUAAUGAAGAUUGUGCAGAUGCAGCAGUCCUCAUCUCAGAAGCCACAGGAACAUCUCCAGCAGCAACAACAGUUAGAGCAAAACAAUAGGAAAAGGAAACAACCUUCUUCAUCUGGGGCUGCCAACAGUACUGGCACUGGAAACACUCUGGGUCAUUCUCCCAACUCUCCUUCGUCAACACCAUUUACCCAUACAAUUGGUGAUAGGGUGGGGAUGGCUGGAAACUUGCACCAUGUUAGCAGUAUGCCAAAAAGUUCAAUGAUGUAUGGUACUGAUGGACCAGGGCUUGCUUCGUCUUCAAAUCAGAUGGAUGAUCUGGAGAACUUUGGGGAUGUUGCUUCUUUGGAAGAUAAUGUAGAGUCAUUUUUAUCGCAUGUUGAUGGAGAUGCAAGGGACAUAUUUGCUGCAUUAAAAAAAGGCCCUUCUGAUCAAAAUCAAGGGUCUUCAAAAGGUUUUACAUUCACUGAAGUCAAUUGUAUUUGCACAAGUAACAGUAAGGUUGUCUGCUGUCAUUUUUCUUCUGAUGGGAAAUUCUUGGCCAGUGCUGGACAUGAGAUGAAGGCUGUUCUAUGGAACAUGGAUACUUAUAAAACAGAGAGUACUCCGGAAGAGCAUAGUCUUAUCAUUACCGAUGUUCGUUUUAUGCCAAACUCAACUCGACUGGCAACUUCAUCUUUUGAUCGACAUGUGAAACUCUGGGAUGCAACACAACCAAAUUAUUGUUUGCACACUUUUUCGGGGCACAAUUCGCAAGUGACAUCCCUGGAUUUUCAUCCAAAGAAGACAGAUCUAAUGUGCUCUUGUGAUGGUAAUGGUGAAAUUCGAUUGUGGGAUCUCAGUCAGUACACACUCUCACGUGUUUCGAAGGGUGGUACAGUACAAGUUAGGUUCCAGCCUAAUGUUGGACAACUUCUGGCAGCAGCUGCGGAAAAUGUGGUGUCAAUUUUUGAUGUGGAAACAGAUAGAAAGAAACACACAUGGCAGCUUCACAAAAAGGAUGUGCAAUCUGUUUGCUGGGACAACACUGGAGAACUCCUGGCAUCUGUUAGUCAGGAUUGUGUAAAGGUGUGGUCGUUAGCAAAAGGCGAGUGCAUUCAUGAGCUAAGUUCCAACGGGAACAAGUUCCAUUCUUGCAUUUUCCAUCCAAGCUAUGCGAAUCUCUUGGUUAUCGGCGGGUAUCAGACUUUGGUGCUGUGGAACAUGGGAGAGAACCAAACCAUGUCAGUCCAAGCGCACGACGGUUUGAUUGCAGCACUGGCAGAGUCACCAGCCGCAGGAAUGGUAGCGUCUGCGAGCCACGACAAGUCUGUCAAGUUGUGGAAGUAGGUAAUAAAGCAUUAGAUCGUUACGCCGUCGAUUGCAGAAGAAGCAGAAAGGGAACAAAUAACGCACGUUACAUUUUAUUCGGUUGGUUGGUUUGGUUUGGUUUCAGGGGAAUAAAAUUAGCUUCAGGUGUUUGUGAUGGUGUGCUGUAGUAAAUGUAUGUGACUGGAAGCAUUGAUAUGUCUUGCUUCCAAUUUAAGGGUUCUGUCAGACUCUUUGGACGCAUGGGAAUCGGAGAACAGUUGUUCCAUAACCAUCUUCUUCUUUUUAUUAUUAUUAUUAUUAUUAUUGGUA